Molecule: messenger RNA, 1188 nt
Organism: Nicotiana tabacum (common tobacco)
Lineage: Eukaryota; Viridiplantae; Streptophyta; Magnoliopsida; Solanales; Solanaceae
Source: RefSeq, a predicted model, not a curated record
AUGAAGACUGAGUUAUUAAACUUGAUCAUACAAAGCUGGAACCAAGAUCCUGACUUACAAGAGUUGAUACAGAAGCUCAAAGUGGGUGAAGAGGAUGCCAAAGGAUACACUUGGAUACAAGACCAAUUAAGAAAGAAGGGAAGGUUAGUAGUGGGAGCUAAUCCAGAACUAAGAAAGGGUAUUAUUCAACUUUGGCAUGACACUCCAGUAGGGGGACAUUCAGGGAUUGAUCACACCUACAGGAAAUUAGCUGCUUUAUUUCAUUGGAAAGAAUUGAGGGAAGAUGUUCACAAGCAUGUCAAAGCCUGUGAUGUACCAGGAUCAUCUUGGAGCAGCAUUAGCAUGGACUUUAUAGAGGGUCUCCCAAAAUCCAAGGGCAAGAUAGUAAUCUGGGUGAUAGUAGAUAGGGUGACUAAAUACGUACACUUUAUAGGGCUGUCUCAUCCUUACUCAGCCAGUGAUAUAGCAAAACUAUUUAUGGAACAUGUUCACAGACUACAUGGGAUACCUGAGGAUAAUAGAGACCCUAUAUUUACCAGUAAGAUUCUCAAAGUGACUGGCAGUUAUACUUGGCCACAGCUGAAUGAUGCUUUAUAUGGGCAACCUCCCCCUUUACACUUACCCUAUGCUGCUGGAGACUCUACUAUGGAAGAGGUAGAUAGAAGUUUACUCACUAGAGAAUUCAAGUUGCAGUUGUUGAAGUACCAUUUGCAAAGAGCACAACAAAGAAUGACUGACCAGGCUAAUAAGCACAGGUCUAAUAAACAGUAUCAACAAGGGGAUUGGGUGUAUGUAAAAGUCCAACCUUACAGACAAGUCUCUAUGGUUGGCUAUCAUUUUUCUAAGUUGUCUGCUAGGUACUAUGGACCAUAUCAAAUCCUUCAGAAAGUGGGAACUAUUGCUUACAAGUUAUCUCUUUCUCCUCAGUUGCUGUUACACCCCACCUUUCAUGUUUCCCAGCUGAAGUUAUGCCAUAGCUUACCUGAUAUAAUCAACCAUCCUUAUGUAGUUGAGCUUUCUAGCCCCUACUUUCCUCAACCUCAGAAGAUCUUGGAUAGGCGCAUGGUGCAGAAAGGGAAUAAGGCAAUCACUCAAGUGUUGGUGCAAUGGGACAAGCUUCCACUUGACCAGGCCACAUGGGAAGACUAUCAAGCUAUGAGAAUUCGUUUCCCUAGUUUUCUUCCUUGA